Truncatella angustata is the source of this 1536-nucleotide messenger RNA. Its product is annotated as cytochrome P450. Bases 1 to 1536 code for a protein of 511 amino acids. The record is from RefSeq and is a predicted model, not a curated record. NCBI's taxonomy places the organism in Eukaryota, Fungi, Ascomycota, Sordariomycetes, Amphisphaeriales, Sporocadaceae. The transcript has 6 exons. Gene Ontology annotation, molecular function: oxidoreductase activity, acting on paired donors, with incorporation or reduction of molecular oxygen; heme binding; iron ion binding.
AUGGUGGUGGCAGUGUUGUUCAAGUACUUUCUUACAAGCCGCCGACCUAAAGAUUUUCCACCCGGUCCGCCGACUGUGCCAUUCAUUGGAAAUAUCACCCAAGUGCCUCGUGUCAAGGCCUUCCUCGAGUUCCAACGAAUGCAGGCCGAGUAUGGCUCAAUCAUUGGCUUGAAAAUCGGCUCUCAAAAUUUUGUCGUCUUGAAUAGCUACAAGCAUGUCAAGGCUCUUUUCGAUCAGAGGGGCUCAAUCUACUCCAGCCGGCCCAAUACCUAUAUUGCCAAUGAGGUGGUGUGCCCAAACGAGAUACAUCUCCUUCUUUUGCCGUACGGCGCGGAGUGGCGGAAGCAACGGAGGAUCUUGCAAUCUCUCCUGAACGUGAAUGUGGUAGACAAGCUACUUCCCCUCCAGGAAGCUGAAGCCACACAGACCAUGUUCCAGCUCAUCCAGGACCCUCAAGGCUACUAUGACCACAUCCGUCGAUACACCACUGCCGUCAUUCUUGCCUCUGUGUACGGCCAGCGCGGGGCUCGGUUUGAUUCGCCCAACGUCCAGGCGCUAUACCAUGCCCAAGAUCAAUUCACCGCCAUCCUCGAGCAGGGGGCCUCUCCGCCGGUUGAUGCGUUCCCGUUCCUGAAGAGGUUGCCCGAAAUCCUGGCGCCCUGGAAAACCAAGGCGAAGGCCGUACGCGAGGAGCAGAAAAGUCUCUAUCUCAAGCUCGUACAAGAGACCAGAACACGGCUGGAGGCUGGAAAGGGCGGUGAUUGCUUCCUACGUACGAUGCUACAAGACCAAGAGAAAAACGACAUGGACGACGAACACCUUGCGUACUUGGCCGGAAACUUGAUGGAAGCUGGCUCGGACACCACUGCGUCUACUCUGCUCUCUUUUCUUUUGGCCAUGAUCAAAUAUCCGGAAGAAUAUAAGAAGGCUCAAAACGAGGUCGAUAAAGUCAGUGGAUCAUUAAGGUCCCCGACGUCGGAAGAUAUCAGUUCUCUGCCUUUCAUCAAGGCAUGCAUGGACGAAACACUCAGGUGGCGUCCUGUGGCUCCUGGUGGUGUCCCGCACGCCCUGACCCGUGAUGAUACCUACGAUGGAUAUGUCUUACCUAAAGGUACUGUCGUCGUUGCUAACACAUGGGCCAUUCACAACGACGAGACUCAAUACGAACGACCUGGUGACUUCAUGCCCGAUCGUUUCUUGGAAAACGAAUACGGAACUCGAGUGGCUGUCGAUACAACCAUGGAUGACCAUCGGCGAACCUCGUAUGCUUUUGGUGCAGGGAGAAGGGCGUGUCCGGGCCAUCGUCUAGCCAAGAACUCCUUGAUGUUAAAUAUGGCCAAGAUAGCUUGGGCCUUUGAUCUCUCACCAGGCCCUGGGCCUGUUGAUGAUGAUAUUGAGACGGCUUACCACGAUGGGUUUCUAAUUGCGCCUAAAAAGUUCCCCAUCCUGAUAACACCACGUUCUGAAAGACGUAAGAAUGUCAUUGAGAAUGAAUACCGUUCCAUCGAAUCAUUUUGGGAGAAAUACGAGGACUAG